CAUCACAAAAACCAAGGGAAAUAAUAAUAAUAAUGGAAAAGAUACUAUGUUCGGGUUGUACGUAGGGCACUUAAACACAAUUUAACGGCCACGCUUUUUUAUAAAUUCAAAUCUUACCAUAGAGUACACUAUUCGAGGUAUUUUGUCAUUUUGAUGGAGGUUGAAUUCUGAUUUGGUGCUUCAGUUGGUAACAGUCACGACGAUUUCUUGGAUUUAACAGCUGAAUCCCAAUGAUUACAAAUUAAUUUUAGCUAUAUUGUGUCUAUAUUACUGAUUUAGUAAACACAGACUGUGUUCGAGUGGUUAACAAACAUUCGGUUUAGCCUCCAAAUCUGUUUCGGAAAUCACGUAUUUGUGUUCAGUUUUUCAGUGUUUAUUCCUAAUGUUCUGAUAUUUCGCUUCUUUUUGACUCCUACUAUGGAUAUUGACGUUAGUAAGGAGAAUAUACAACCUUUAAGAGGUGGUAGAAACCCUUUACAGCUGGGGACUGCAUUGCAAGCUCAGUCUGAUGUUGACGCUCAAAGACAGCUUCAAUUACAAAAAGAGGAACAUGAAGCAGCUAUUAGACAGUAUCAAGGCACGGAUCCCUUGGAUCCAUGGUUUAAUUAUAUCCAAUGGGUUGAACAAUCGUUUCCAAAGCAUGGCCAUGAAGGUCAUAUAGAUAAACUAAUAAAAGACUGCUUGCAACUAUUUGAAAAAGAUGAAAGGUACUAUCAAGACCGAAGACUUGUAAAACUAUGGAUAAAAUAUGUUGACUGUUUAUCAAAUCCUUUGGAGAUAUACCAAAGGUUGUACAACACUGGCAUAGGGGUGGAAUGCUCAGAGUUUUAUCGUGCAUGGGCUUGUUACUGUGAGGAGUCUGGUGAUUACAAGAAAGCAAACCAAGUGUAUAUGUUAGGGCUCCAGGCUAAGGCACAGCCCUUGGAUGAGCUUGAACAGGCACAUAUGAACUUCCAAUUAUUUUUUGCCCAAAGAAUGUUGCAUGAUGAUUCUCCAACUAAAAGGAAGGCUGCAUCUGCUCUAGCUGAGACUAGGAUGGCACUAACAUCACUGAAAUCAUUUAAGAGACGUAAUAUCGCCAAUGCGCCAGUUCAGAGAAUUGGAGAUAGUGUUCGAAGUGUGAUACCUGGUGUUGUGAGACAAACUGCUACAUCUGAAAGAAGGCAUCCUGGAUCAAAUGUUAUGGUUAAUGUGUAUGAGGAUGCUCCUUCCACAUCACAUGCAGCAGUGCCCAUGGCAGAAGAUCAAGGACCAGCUUCUAUAGUUCAGACAUACAGUAAUGUUGAAAAUGAGAAAGAAGUCGGAGUAUGGGUUAACCCUAAGACUAAAAUGGUACAUACCCAUGUAGUGCCCAAUCAUCCUCUCCCCUUUACUCCUUAUGAAGAUGAUGAUGAAGCGUUGAAACUAUCAGCAAAUCACUUGCCUCACUGUGUGGAUGACUUGACAUUUAAUGUGCCUCUCUGUGUACCUGACCCUGUGGACCCUACUAAAAUACCUUGUUAUAAUAAGACGCAGGUUUAUGUUAAUGAUAUAGAAUACAGUUUAGAAGAAAUUAGAUCUAGGAAGUAUAAUCUAGAAAGAAAAAUUAAGGCUGAAAAUGUAGAAAGUGUUGAUACACAACAAAGUUAUAAUGUAAAUGAGGCUCUCGCACAAUGUAGUGCUUUAGAAACUUUAGCAAACUGUGCCUUAGAUACUGAACAGGAACAUUUAGGACAACUAAUGCCAUUAUCAAUUCCGUCGCUGCAAAACAUCACCAAAGUGACUAACAUGCAUUCACCGGGCGAGCCAAAAGUCUUAGUCAAUUUGGAUUCAAAAGAAUUAAGCGAACAUGCUGCAAAAAGAAAUGACGAUAAUCAAAAAACAUCCCCCUCAUCCUCCGACAAAGAAAAUCAAGCGGAAAAAUUGAAUACUCCAAAUAAUAAUGUUGCUACAGCAAAUGCAGCAAGCUUUGGAAAAAAUAACUUAAUGGAAGAAUUUAAUAGAAGUUUAAUGGGCAAUUUGCUUGAUGAUGUCACUGUUAACACCAAAGAGGCAAGGUGGGAAUUAAGAAACAUUUUUAAUGACAAUGAGCCCUCGAUGGUACAGCCAGUGCAACAGUUUGAAGUGCCGAAAUUCGACAUACACGAAGAUAGGUCUAUGACUAUGGCAAUCAACAAGAAGAAUUUCGAAAUUCCCGAUACCAGAAGUUUGCCAGAAGAUAAAGAAAAUGCUAACAAGUUUCCCACACCAACUGCUGUUCAAGUCCCACAACAGGUUAAUAAAACUGCAUAUUACGAAGAACCGUCCUGCACUCAGGUAUUCAACUUUAACAUAAAAGACGCGAGCACACCGAAUAUGUCACAGUUUAAAAAGCCAACAAGUUGUAUAGACCAAUCGGGUAAAUAUCCAUCCGUACCAAAAUUUAGCUUGGACGAAAGUGUCAUUGAACAAUCAGAUCAGGCCAUUGGCAAAAAAGAAGAGUUCCCGAGACGAGUUGCCAUGGACCAGCACGCUACUGUUGAUAAUCAGGGUGCAGGACUCUCCGUCAUUAUGGAAGCCACGAGAGAGUAUAAUAGUAAAUCUGGCUCAAGUUCAUCAGGCCAAUCUAUUAGGACCAAUUUUACAGGGUACACAACAAACUAUGACUCUAUGUAUAACAACCCUAAUGACCCAAGUCAACAGAGCGCAGCUCACAAAAGAAAUUCAGUAUCGUCGCAACCACGACUCGCCAAUGGACAGUUUUCACGAAUUUAUGGACAAAAACGGGAGCCUCAAGAGAAUAAAACAGUAUCCUAUCACACCCACGAUCAUCAGUAUCAGAAACCAGGUGUUCCUAAUUUUAAUGGAUUCACACCACAAAGGUCAAUGCACCAGUAUCAACAGGGGUUUAGCUACAACCAAUCAUCGUAUGGAAACAACCAAAUGAUGCCUCAGCAACAGCAAAGUUAUCAGAAUACCAAUCCAAACGUUUACCAAAGCCCUCAACACACUGGAAUGCAGAGUCCGCAUGAAAUCAAUGCACCCGUGCAACCUGGCUUUCAUAGCCCUACAUACACCAAUCAGAUGGGCUACCACAGCCCCGGACAAGCAAUGAUGAGCCCUCAACAUGCAUACAAUAGACAAGAGUUCCACUAUAAUCAAACAGAAAGACAGCAUAUUUAUGCAAAUCAAUCACAACAACCGGCUGUCUUUCAAAGCCCUCCGCACCAAACACAGUAUCAAAAUCCCCAGUAUUACCAAAGGUCUAACCAACCAGCAAACCAAUACAAUCAACAAAAUUAUCAUGGGAUGCACAACCAGUACAAUAAUGCAAACAUGUACCCUAGUCCUAAUCACCCUAGCAAUCCGAAUUUUAACACAGUACAGAACACAUACAGACAAUCUCCAAAACAAAUGGAAACAACCUCACAGGCCUAUGCCAUAGCUAGUAAUCAAAUUACAAAUAACCAAUCGUUUCAAAUCUAUCAAAGCCCACAGAAUCCACAAAAUAAUUACAGAAGUCCUUCGACACAUAACCCUAUGACUCAUUCAGUUGAACAAAUGAGACAGGAAGCCACUAGCAUACCUCAACCUCAAGAAUCUAUGGAAGCUGAGAAGAAUUUCACCAACAUUAGUCCACAAUCGAAAAAUUCUAGAAAGAGUCCUUCAUCAGCUUUAAGAACUGUUAGACAUGAUCAACCCAAUGUUAAACAUCAGAACCCAUCCGAAAUAGGCUAUUCAAACCAGUACCUAAACUUUAUAUCUAAUCGCAACGAACCUAAGGAUAACGCCAAUACACCUAAAUUCACAAACAGUCCCAGUAUUUCACAAAAAAUGCAUAAGAACUUAUAUGUGUCAAGCCCUGAGCAGGCUCAAAUACCUCCAUCAUCGGGCAUGUCUGAUUCAGACAGUAAAGAUGGCAUGACUGCGCAGUCAGCCACACCGAUACAAUCCGCUAAAGUUACUCAUAACAUCGAAAAACAAAAAGACAUAUCAAAAAGGCAACUUGAUUUUGAAAAUAGAGUAGAUAUUCAAUCCGAGGACAGCAGAGACUCUGUUGGUAAAGAGAGCAGAAUCUCUUCAGUUUACUCGCGACAGUCUGACUUACAAUCUGAUGGCUAUGGUAUGGAUAUAGAUAGUGAAAAUUCAAUGGAAUGUGCUGCAUUCAAAUCAACACACUCCAUAUCUUUGGUGGAAACUAGUGACAUACCGAGGCCUGCUGAUAUAGAUUUCCCAUCACAAAUUGAUCCCUUCAACAAGAAGCUUAUUGCCUCUUUAUUAGAAUAUGUUAAGUUUCCUAAUAAAACUCAUGCAGAAGGGUACAUAGAGGUUAGAUCUAUACCAAAAUUACAAUUAGCUACUGUGAUGAGUGUUGGUAAUAAUAAGUUCUCUAUUGAUAAGCAGUUGGGUAAAGGUAAUUAUGGUGCAGUGUUUUUAUCUUUGGACUUGCAUAACAAUAAAAAUGUGGCUGUUAAGUAUCAAAAACCAAGUCGCCCAUGGGAAUUCUACAUUUGUCAAGAGAUAAAAGCUAGGAUAAAAGAUCCAUUCAUGCUUCCUGGGUACAUGGACAUAACAACUGCAUUUUUAGGUGAAAAUGCAAGUUUAUUCGUGUCAGAAUAUUCUAAAUAUGGAUCACUAUUGGAUGUUGCUAACAAAGUGAGAAUUGCUACCUCAAAAUGCAUAAAUGAGUUCAUUGUUAUUUUGCUGACAUCUGAGAUCUUAUCCAUAGUCCACUAUCUACACAAAGCACGAAUAAUUCACGCGGAUAUCAAGCCUGACAAUUUUUUGCUAAUGAAAAUCCCUACUCAAGAAUGGAGAACUCCAUCCUUGCAAUUGAUAGACUUUGGUUGUGCUAUAGAUAUGUCCUUGUUUCCUGAAGGCACAACAUUCAGAGAGUUAAUAGCAACAGAAGGAUUCACGUGUACUGAGAUGAGGGAAGGCAAACCCUGGACCUACCAGACCGACUUGUACUGCUUGGCCGGGACAAUUCAUGUUAUUUUAAUGGGAAGUUAUAUGAAAGUUGUCAGCCGCCUUGGACAAUGGAAUAUUGACAAAAAACUACCAAGGUAUAUGAAAGUCAGUCUAUGGGACAAGAUAUUUACCACUUUACUCAAUGUACCAGAUUGCAAUAACUUACCAGACCUAAUGGAUCUCAAGAAUGAUGUAGAUUGUGUACUGAAUGAAAUAGACAACCUUGGUUCACAGCUUCGCAACUUUGCUAACGUCCUAAAGUCUAGAUAAAACAUUUCAUAUGCAGAAAUUGUAUUUAUUGCAUUUAGAAUCUAUGAUGAUUGUAAAAAUUAGACCCAUCAUGUAUUGUUAGUUAUUAACAAACAAAUUAUAUUUAAGGUGGAUGUAUUGUCAAUCCCUUUUAAGCUGGAAACAUAUAUUUCUUGUAAUAAUAAAAAGCGAUAAUGAAAUUACAAAAUCUAAAAUACAGUUAAAAGCAAUAUUUCUUUUGUUUUAGAUUGUGAUAUAUCUUAACAUUAUUUAGUUUCUAUUAGUUUCCGAAAAUAAAAAUAUUCUAACACAUUCAGUGCCACCGAUUCUCCUGAGUGCACUUUACAAAAAAAUGGAGUGGCAUUGAAUGUGUUUAGUAAACUAAUAAUUUCAUUUAUUUUUAUACACCUCAUAAUACAUGCAAAU
Molecule: messenger RNA, 5604 nt
Organism: Papilio xuthus (Asian swallowtail)
Lineage: Eukaryota; Metazoa; Arthropoda; Insecta; Lepidoptera; Papilionidae
Gene: Bub1
Product: Bub1 kinase
Exons: 14
Coding region: 418-5199 (1593 amino acids)
Biological process (GO): mitotic spindle assembly checkpoint signaling; protein phosphorylation; meiotic sister chromatid cohesion, centromeric
Cellular component (GO): nucleus
Molecular function (GO): protein kinase activity; ATP binding
Source: RefSeq, a predicted model, not a curated record